UCAGCUGUCGGUUUUGUCGUGAUAAAUGACUAGUAACAAAAUUAAACAAAAUGCGUUGUGGUGAAUGAAAGUGUAUUUGUUCCGUGGGCUGCUGGUCGAAUAGCUAAGCUUCAGAGCGUUAGUUGUAUCGCGGGCUGCUCUAUGCGGUGUGCGAUGGCGUUGCGUGGGGAGUAGGGGCGGGCGCGGUUCGGAGGAGCAGGCAUGCGGCGGUAUGGCGGGCGAGGCUGCGGGCACGUCGCGAGGGUUGCGCGUAUACAAGAUCGUGGUACUGGGCGACGGCGGGGUCGGCAAGUCUGCGGUCACACUCCAGUUCGUCAGCCACAGUUUUUUGGACUACCAUGACCCAACCAUAGAGGACUCCUAUCAACAACAAGCAGUAAUUGAUGGAGAACCAGCACUGCUGGACAUUCUGGAUACAGCUGGUCAGGUGGAGUUCACUGCGAUGCGGGAGCAGUACAUGCGUUGCGGGGAAGGCUUUGUGCUGUGUUACUCGGUGACGGACCGGCGGUCGUUCCGCGCUGCCGCCGAGUACAGGAGGCUGCUGGCGCAGGCGCGUCCCUCCGAGAGGCUCCCACUCGUGCUGGUUGGAAACAAACUUGACCUAGCUCCGAGACUUAGACAGGUAACGACCGAGGAAGGCAAGGAGCUGGCCACGCAGCUGGGGUGUCCAUUCUACGAGACCUCGGCGGCGCUGAGGCACUUCGUCGAUGACGCAUUCCACGCACUCGUCCGAGAGAUACGGCGCCUAGAGAGACAGAGACAGUCGUCAAUAAUGGGCGGGGUGUCGACCACGGGUGGUGGGCGGCGAAGGUGGCGCCGGCUCCGUAGCAUUUUCGCCCUUGUCUUCCGCAGGAAGCGUAGACACCAGCACUCCUCGCCGUGAGCGUGCGUCAUUCUCCAAACGGAUACCGUCGCAAGCCGCGACUCGCGACCUCCCGUGACAGGCGACGAAGCCUCAAUGAUUUACAUUUUUCAAGUUUCAGUUUUUCUAUUAAAUUAAAAUCGACGAGAAAGUCAUUGUGAUAUAUUUUCAGAAGUUGUACGGUUAUAAAAAAAAAUUUUUUUUUUGUUAAAUUGAGAGUGUAUUUACAGAGAAAAAAAAUCGCCUAGUGAAAUGUAUGAGCAAUAUUAAAAUUUGGUGCAUAUGUUAUUUAUUAGUCAACAGAAGUGUUCUUCAGAUUUAAUAUAUAAAUUUAAAAAAAAUAUUAUUAUUUGAGUCUACCGAAAAGUUUUUGAGCGCAUAUGAAAAAAAACGAGAGUCUAAAAAUUACGUACCGAGUAGGUAUAAAGGAUUCGUUAUUUUAUUUAUCGGUGUUGCCAUAAUCUGAAUAAUGAUUCGAGUGGCCAUUUAUGUGUUCCAUAAAAUUUUAUGCAUUUAUAAUUUUUAAAACAGGAAUAAAAUUGAUAAGACAGUGUCUUUAAUUUUACAGAUUAUACAAUAAGGGAAAGAGAGAAUUAAAAAAAAAACGACUAUAUGACCACGAGUGUAUUAUGUGAUAAAUAAGCGUAUGACAAAAAAAAAAACUUCACGCGUAAUUCUCGUUGAGAAGUAUUGAAUUGAAUUAGCUUAGCUGUUAAUGUAGGUGCCUGACCUUCAACGAAUAUGCCACAACCCUCUACCUCUAAAUGAUUCCUAUAUAUAAAGUUAAAUCGUCGUUUAGAACCUUCCUGUAGAAUGUUUAUCGUAGUUAAACUUUAAGGCCUACGAAAUAAGACCCCUUUUUAAUUGACAAAAUUAAUUUACUAUACGACCAAUUUAAAGAAAAUUAUCCACAGAAUAAUAAUUGGUGGCAAUGUAAAAAAAUUAUUCAGUGAUUGAUUGUCUUU
Molecule: messenger RNA, 1827 nt
Organism: Bombyx mandarina (wild silkworm)
Lineage: Eukaryota; Metazoa; Arthropoda; Insecta; Lepidoptera; Bombycidae
Gene: Ric
Product: Ras-related protein interacting with calmodulin
Biological process (GO): signal transduction
Cellular component (GO): membrane
Molecular function (GO): GTP binding; GTPase activity
Source: RefSeq, a predicted model, not a curated record